Messenger RNA from Parus major (Great Tit), 2272 nucleotides. RefSeq names its product multidrug and toxin extrusion protein 1-like. Gene Ontology annotation, molecular function: antiporter activity; xenobiotic transmembrane transporter activity. The transcript has 18 exons. Gene Ontology annotation, cellular component: membrane. The record is from RefSeq and is a predicted model, not a curated record. Bases 34 to 1941 code for a protein of 635 amino acids. Gene Ontology annotation, biological process: xenobiotic detoxification by transmembrane export across the plasma membrane. Lineage: Eukaryota; Metazoa; Chordata; Aves; Passeriformes; Paridae.
AGCCAAGGGGGCCGGCUUGUCCUGGCCGCUGUGAUGGGGACGAGCGGGACAGUGCGGCCGGCAGCAGCUCACACAGCCGCACACACACAGCCACAACGGGAGCAGCAGCCCCAGCCCGCCGGCCGGGGCAGCCGUGCCGGAGCAGGAGAGGGCAGCAUGAAGCCGGAGAACUUCCCCGAGGAGAAUGGCUUCGGGGAGGGAAGGGAUGCUGGCCAGGGCGAUCUCACACCCGGGAGCUGCCAGAAGAAACGCCGCUGGAUUCCGGAAAACUUCUGGGAGGACGUGAGGCAGCUGCUGGUGCUGGCGGGGCCGCUGAUCCUCAUCCAGCUGCUGAUCUUCCUGAUCCACCUUGUCAGCUCCAUAUUCUGUGGCCACCUGGGCAAGGUUGAGCUGGCCUCUGUCACGCUGGCCAUCGCUGUUAUAAAUGUCACUGCCAUCUCUGUAGGUUACGGUUUGACUUCAGCGUGUGACACCUUGAUAUCCCAGACCUAUGGCAGCAAGAACCUGCUGCGUGUGGGGGUGAUCCUGCAGCGUGCCACCAUCAUCAUCCUCCUCUGCUGCUUCCCCUGCUGCGCCAUCCUCAUCAACAUCGAGGAGCUGAUGCUGGUCAUGCAGCAGGAUCCCGAGGUCUCCAGGUUGACCCAGCACUACGUGAAUGCGUUUCUCCCUGCCCUCCCGGCGGUUUUUCUGUAUAACCUGGAGACAAGAUACCUGCAGAACCAGAUGAUCAUGUGGCCACUGGUGCUGAGCGGGGUCAUCGGCAACAUCGUCAACGUGGCUGCAAACUACGUCCUCCUCUACGUGUUCCACCUGGGCAUCACGGGCUCUGCCUGGGCCAACACCAUCGCUCAGUAUUCACAAAUGAUUUUCUUGUUCCUGUUCAUCAUAGGCAGGAAACUCCACUUGAACACGUGGGGAGGCUGGUCCAGCGAGUGCCUGCUGGACUGGGACAGCUUCACCUCCCUGGCUAUCCCCAGCAUGCUCAUGAUGUGCAUCGAGUGGUGGACCUAUGAGAUUGGGAGCUUCUUGAUAGGACUGCUGAGCGUUGUCGAGCUCUCCGUCCAGUCCAUCAUCUAUGAGGUGUCUGUUGUGGCUUUCAUGAUCCCCCUGGGGCUGGGCACAGCUGCUGGUGUGCAGGUGGGCAACGCGCUGGGCGCCGGCGACAUCGAGGCGGCCAAGAGAUCCUCCAGCACCAGCCUGAUCUGCACAGGGGUGUUCUCCGUAAUUGUGGGGUCCAUUUUAGCUGCCACAAGGAAUGUGCUGGGAUACAUCUUCACCAUGGACAAGGAAAUCAUUGACUUGGUGGCGUGGGUCAUGCCUGUCUACGUUGUCUUCCACCUGUUUGAAGCCAUGACUGGUGCCUGCAGUGGGGUGCUCAGAGGAGUCGGGAAGCAGAAAUUCGGUGCCAUCCUCAACGCCGUGAGUUACUACGGUGUGGGCAUGCCCCUGGCAGCUGUGCUGCUCUUCGUGGCCAAGAUCGGCGUCAUCGGCCUGUGGAUCUCAAUGCUCGUCUGCGUCUUCAUCCUCUGCACCUGCUUCAUCACCUACAUCUCCCGCCUGAACUGGGAGAAGGCAGCUAAGGAGGCUCAGCGCCGGGCGGGAGUGACCCAGCUGCCACCACCAGAGCUGCCGAGCCUGGGCCCUGAGCCCUCCAGCAAGGAUCUGGACGUGGGACCAGCCCCCCAGCCCCACACUUACCUCCCUGCCAGGGCAGUGUUGGGGUCUGUCGCAGGAAUAGAAGUGCAGGAUGACGUCGUGCUCACGGGCAUCACCAGGACGGAGGGAGCCACGCAGCAGCUGGAGCUGCGGGAGGUCACCCCCGCUCCGGCCACCCCCGUGGUCACCAAGCAGCUCAUCCUGCGCCGGGGGCUGGCCGUGGCCGCAGCCGUGGCCGCGCUCGCGCUCGGCAUCGCCAUAAAGCUGAUCAGCAGCACAGGCUGACUCGCACCAAGGACUUUGGGGACUUGUUUUUGGGGUGAAAGCCUCUCCUGAGGGACAGGCGUACAAAGCACGGACCAGCCAGCGAGAAAACGGAGCGCACGCCUGUCCCGCAGGAGCCAAAGGGCUUCUGUCAAGGCUGAGCAGCGUUUGUGCAGGUACUGAUUGAGAAUGGGGCCCUGAGGCUGCCCUGGCACCCAAAAUGCUGCUCUGGGCUGCCUGAGCGUGUGGGGCACCCCCAGCCCACACUGCCACCACCCACUGGAGCUGAGCACAGCCCAGCUCCCCCUGCUGCUCCAUGACAAAUGCCCAAUAAAGAAUAAACCUGGCUGGA